GAGACGGUCUAAGCGUAUAGGACGACGGCGAUGGCGAGCAGCUAUCUCCGUUCGGUUCCCCUUCCGCUGCACACAGAAAAGUCACGAGCUUAGAAUUUUUUCCCCCAAGUGGCUGGCGGCUAGCCAAGCGCCCGAGUCAUGGCGACGAGCGUGCCAGAGGGAUUGCUCGGCGAGCCUUCUUCACCGUGGAAGGUGCAGCAACUGCUGCCGCUGUGCGCGGUCCUUGCCGUCGUCGUCGCGUGGUGUGCCGCGCGCGCGGCGGAGUGGGCGUGGCUGAAGCCGCGGCGCCUGGAACGGGCGCUGCGGGCGCAGGGUAUCCGUGGCACGGCGUACCGCCCGCUGGCCGGCGACGCGCCGCUGUCCGAUCGACUCGCCCGCGAGGCCAGGUCCAGGCCGCCCCUACCGCCGGGCUGCCACGCCAUCGUGCCCAGAGCCAUGCCGCUCGUCCACCACGCCAUGAACGAGCACGGUCAAAUAAGCGGGCGUCUAUCACGAAGUAUCGGUCAUUGAGGGAGACUCGCAAGACCUCGCAAGUAGACGUGCGUCGAACCUAUGGCGCCAGACCCAGAGGCGUCCCGCUGAGCGUCAUCGUCGUUGUCCUGCUACGCCACAUCGACAGCGGCUUGUUGCUCCACCUGCUGUUAUACGGUGUCGUCCUGCUGCACCUCCUCCUCCGUCCUACGGGUGCUCCUCCUCCCCCUCCUCGUCCGAUCGCCCACCAUCUUUGUGUAACCACCUGCAAUUAAGAGUAAGCAAAUAAGCCUAGAUAAAAAAUAUGUAUUUAGAAACAUAUGUGAAAUAAAUAAAAUAUAGCAUUGCAUCGAUUAAAAUAA
This is a messenger RNA of Zea mays, 833 nucleotides long. Its product is annotated as secologanin synthase. The record is from RefSeq and is a predicted model, not a curated record. The transcript is spliced from 2 exons. NCBI's taxonomy places the organism in Eukaryota, Viridiplantae, Streptophyta, Magnoliopsida, Poales, Poaceae. The coding region runs from base 139 to 510 and encodes 123 amino acids.